Enterobius vermicularis (human pinworm) is the source of this 249-nucleotide messenger RNA. NCBI's taxonomy places the organism in Eukaryota, Metazoa, Nematoda, Chromadorea, Rhabditida, Oxyuridae. The record is from the annotation of a GenBank genome assembly.
AUGGAGGAGACGGGAGCGGGGACGAGAGGGAGAGAAAUGGUGGCAAAUGGAUGCCACAGAAUAGACUUGACGGUCUCAGUACUGAGCGAUGAUGGUGGUGAUGGUCACGAGGCACGUGCUUGCAGCUGUGCCGUCACACAGAGUGAAGGCACGAGGAUCGCUCCUAUCGAUAACAUACUGUCAUGCUCUUUCAGCAUGACACAAACAAAACAAAUUUAUGCCCAAGAAAGCAGUAGUUCAAAUGGAUAG